AUGGAUUCUUAUAAAACGAAGCCAAAGCUCAUUGAGGAAAAUCGCGGUAGGCUUUUUCGCGUCCUCUUUCGCAAUGACCAAAUCCCUGUAGAAGGCUUCCUUUGGAAUAUAGAUCCAGUGUCUGGAACUCUAUUCCUUUUAAAAGAUUCUUCUUCUUCUUCUUCCAUAACCUCGUCACAUCCCGAAGAAGCUGAACACCGUGUAUACAGUAUCAUGUCGGAUGCUGUUCGUAGCUUUGAGAAAGACGAUUCUGUGCAACCUCUAUCAUCAGAAGCAUUACUUGAGUGGGAUCAACUUUUAAGCUAA
Messenger RNA from Schizosaccharomyces osmophilus, 306 nucleotides. RefSeq names its product SMN complex subunit Gem6 (gene gem6). Bases 1 to 306 code for a protein of 101 amino acids. The transcript has a single exon. NCBI's taxonomy places the organism in Eukaryota, Fungi, Ascomycota, Schizosaccharomycetes, Schizosaccharomycetales, Schizosaccharomycetaceae. The record is from RefSeq and is a predicted model, not a curated record.